ACAAACCAUGGAGCAACUAGCCCACUUUGUGACAAAAUCGUUCGAAUACAACAACAGCCGCGUGUUGGACAUUCUGAAUAUGAGCGCCGUAGGAGGUGGCGUCGGCACUGGUGCGAGUAGUCGGUUGGGUGAGGACUUCCUAAGCCGAAGCUCCGACCCGGAACUGAUGUCGAACAACAGUAGUAGUGGCAGUGUUGGUGAAAAUGGCGACCUGGAAGAGGAAAUUCAUAGCCACACGUUGGCGCAGACCCAGCAUCCUACCUCGCCGACGAUGGAGGGCCAGGAGCGGGACGAAGACGAGGAAUCGAUCGAUAUCGAAAUCACAGAUUUGUCGUACAGUAGUGGUGUUGGUGGGGGAGCUAAUGGUAUGAUGAAUGGUAGUAGUGUUCAGAGUGAUAGAAUCAAACCAAUUUCCUCGAUAUCGACGGUUGUGGAAAGCAGAUUCAGCAGUGGCACUGGUACUAACAAUAACAAUGACAGUAUAAUUAGCAACCGGAAUGAAGCAAGCGUAAUUCGAAAGUACGACAAUAGGCUGCUAGUUAUUGAACGCGAAAAAUCUCUGGAUGAUGAUUUCGAGAAAACGAUGACGAAAGCGCCGGUGAUAAAGAAACAUGUUCCGAAAAACUGGUUGAUUGCCGAUUUGGUAGAAGAGAGGAAAGACAAACACGACAAACCGAAACAAGACGUUGCCUUAAAUCUGGUCCGUGCGGAGAGCGAACCCAGCUACAAAUCAACCGACACAAAUCUACUAGUCCGACCGAAACCCGCCUCCGAACUGUUGAAACAAAGCGUAGACCUAAUCAACGGCCAUGGUUAUCCACCACCUCCGGCACCACCGACGCCUAACCCUGUGCAAUCUGAUGGAAAUUCCAGCUUCCACCCAUCGUCGCAGCCCACCCACACCAACCAUGCGGACAACGACUCCGACACAGACAAGCGUGAUUCGAUUUCACCGGACGAGCAAGAUCAAGAUGAUUCCAAUGAACCGAACACCGGCCACCAUCCGAUUGGCGAAGACAAGCUUAAGUCCUCUCCAGUGCCGUCGGACUCCGUUCUCAACGGUCACGGAGGCGGACUGUCCAAUCUGGCGGCCAGCAACAAGCAGCGGCGUUCGCGGACCAACUUUACCCUGGAGCAGCUGAACGAACUGGAACGGUUGUUCGAGGAAACGCACUACCCGGAUGCGUUCAUGAGGGAAGAACUCAGCCAACGGUUGGGAUUAAGUGAGGCGAGGGUGCAAGUCUGGUUUCAAAAUCGACGCGCCAAAUGUCGGAAGCAUGAAAAUCAACUGCACAAAGGGAUCAUCCUGUCGAGUCACAGCCCACCGGUGACAACCCCACUGGAACCGUGUCGAAUGGCACCGUACGUGAAUGUCCCGUCGCUACGAGGCUCCGGUGUCAACGUGGGAGGACCGCCCGGUGGGAUGACGUCUCCACCGGGGGUCAGCGCGGCAGCUGCUGCCGCUGCCGCCGCUGCUGCCAGUCAUCCCGGAUUCCCCGCGGCAGCGUUUUCCGCCUUCGACUCGGCGUUCAUCUCGGCAGCGGCACAUCAGUACGCGGCUGCGCUCUCCUCUGGAACCGUUCCGACGGGGCUGUUCUCGCUGUCCCAGUAUCGACCGACCGCGGCGACGGCGGCCGCGGUGGCAACGACGAGUGGCCUGGCGGUAGCUGCAGCUGCCGCCGCAGCUUCCGUUUCUCUGCCCGGAUUCACCGUUGCGCAUGAUAAAAACUCCAGCAUCGUCGACCUGAGGCUGAAGGCGGAGAAGCACAAAGAGAACCAGAAAAAGAUUGUAAAUAACGUGUCGUCGUAAAAGAGCUAAGGGAUCCAUCGGACACCAUUCCCCAAAACGGUCUCCUUUACCCCACCAUUCGUUGACGCCCUGUCAGGACGCCGCAAUGUGUGUAAUUUAUGUUUGUCUAUUGUUCACAGGAUUUAUUUAAUUUACGAAUUAAUUUUAAUUACACUUCCAAAGUUAAUUUCGUUUGAG
This is a messenger RNA of Ochlerotatus camptorhynchus, 1987 nucleotides long. RefSeq lists its product as uncharacterized. The coding region runs from base 8 to 1810 and encodes 600 amino acids. Gene Ontology annotation, molecular function: DNA-binding transcription factor activity, RNA polymerase II-specific; sequence-specific double-stranded DNA binding. The record is from RefSeq and is a predicted model, not a curated record. NCBI's taxonomy places the organism in Eukaryota, Metazoa, Arthropoda, Insecta, Diptera, Culicidae. Gene Ontology annotation, biological process: regulation of transcription by RNA polymerase II. The transcript has 6 exons. Gene Ontology annotation, cellular component: nucleus.